AUGGCGUCUCUUUUUAUUGAGAGCCAUGGUUGUAUUGAUCACACUGAUGGUGCUGGGAUGAACUUGAUGGAUAUUAAGCGAAGAGUGUGGCCUAAAUUAAUAGCAUUAAAGGCCGCAGCACCAGGUUUGGAGGGAAAAAUUGGAAAGUUGGCCCCAGCGCAUGCUGUAGCUGAUAAUAUAGCCCUGUAUUUUGUUGAGAGGCUGAGAGCCAAAAAGCUAUUAGAGGAGCCUCGUAAGAUGUUGCAAGUCGAGGGUUUAACUCUCAGCGUUCCAGGGGACCUGGCAAUGAGACUUGGCACCAGGGACAUGCGCCUCAUGCAGGUUUUUGGGAUUGCUAGCAAUCCUGAACCUGGAUUAGAAGGGCAUGUUUUCUCUAAUCCCGUGGACACAGAAGGUUAUAUGGUAAUGCUAAUCUACAAAAAUAGGUCUCUACCCCGGGAAGGUACUGAUCCAUUCCUUUGCAUUCCAGCAAUGUCACUUGGCAUUCCCAGAUGUGGCAACAAUCUUGCUUAG
This is a messenger RNA of Dovyalis caffra, 513 nucleotides long. NCBI's taxonomy places the organism in Eukaryota, Viridiplantae, Streptophyta, Magnoliopsida, Malpighiales, Salicaceae. The record is from the annotation of a GenBank genome assembly.